AUGCCCUCCGCAAGCGCAGACACAGCCUCCAUCUCUCCCAACGAGCAGCCUGGCCGUCCUCCCGGUACCUCCACCAUGAAUGCCAACUCCAGCGUCAUCCACCCCGGGCAGCCAGACAACGCCAACUUCCACUCUCGCCGCUCCUCCCAGUCCACCGUCGAAGACUACUCGCGCGUCAUGCUCGAGUACACCCAGCGCCGCAUGGCCGGGUUCGCGGAAGUCCCUGGCGCCGACAACGACCGGGGCUCCUCCACCAGCCACAGCAGCAGAAGUAGUAACACCAGCGGCCAGAGCGGCACUUCGACGAGUGGCAUCCUAGCGGGACAGGCUGCCGGCCCUCCGCCUGCGAACCCCAAGAUCCGCCACGCAGAGUACGACGACGAUGCCGCUGUGGACGGAGUAUAG
This is a messenger RNA of Aspergillus mulundensis, 405 nucleotides long. RefSeq lists its product as uncharacterized. The transcript has a single exon. Lineage: Eukaryota; Fungi; Ascomycota; Eurotiomycetes; Eurotiales; Aspergillaceae. Bases 1 to 405 code for a protein of 134 amino acids. The record is from RefSeq and is a predicted model, not a curated record.